This is a messenger RNA of Brassica rapa (field mustard), 7832 nucleotides long. RefSeq names its product titin-like. The record is from RefSeq and is a predicted model, not a curated record. NCBI's taxonomy places the organism in Eukaryota, Viridiplantae, Streptophyta, Magnoliopsida, Brassicales, Brassicaceae.
AUCGACCACAUCCAACACGCCAUCGGGCGAGUUAAAUCAGGACUCUCGUCUCACUCUCAUGAACUCUCACCUUCGAAAUUGGAUCAAACUGUCUUUUGUUUCAUCUAGGCCGGAGUUACCAUUGAAGCUUUACGAUAAAAUUAACAAAGAUUUAUUUUCUCACAUUAGUUCAAAUCAAUCGUAUAAAACAAUAACAGUUAACUUAAACACCAUAGUUAUAUUGGCUAUGCGAUUGGUCUCCACUAUUUCAUUAAACCAACGUCGUAAUGAAGGCGAUUUCUUAGAAGGAAAUUGUAAAAACGUUUUAGUCAAAAAAUGGCCCGAAAAGGCUUAAACACGGCAAAGGCCCACUUGCAAUUUUGAACGAGAAUGAGUCUGAUAUCACUCAAAUUACCCUAGGGAGUGAUUUACUCUCUCAAAUAAGAGGUUCAAUUGUAGUACUUAGGAAUCUAAUCCACAAGGAGCUAGGGCACACAAUAUAUCUAAACAAUUUGUGAUUAAGCUAGAUAAGUAAUGAAAACAGUAAAUUGUAAGGUGAACAAGGUAGUUGUUCAGUCGAUUGGUUUGAGGUUUUGUAAACAGUUAUUAGAAAGUAUUAGAUUUAGGAUUUCAGUUCAGGUAAUUGGGAUUAUAGAAGUAUAUAAUAUUUAGGUUGUCAAUCCUAGAACUCGACUUCUAGUGUAAAGAUAUCCAGCUUUCGCAUGUGAUUCUUAUGUAUUGACUAAAUCCAAUAUCUAAGUUGUCGUUUGUUGAUACGGAUUGAAUGUCGAUCGAUAUUAUGGUAAGACCAUCGAUUGAUGUUCUCUUAGACAUGCGUUAGAGAGUUGAUUGAUAGGUUCACUAGUAUUGUCUAAAUCAGCUUCCACUUGUUUCUUGCAAUACUAGCUCAAAGGAAUUAGUUCUGUUGAAGAACUUACCGUCCUAGUUGUUCACAAUCCUAAGUUCAAGGUUCUAGUUAGCUACUCUAGAACACAUGCAUUAACCACCAUUCUUUGAAGGAUAUUUAUCACCUUAGCAAUUCUAUAUUUUGGGCUAAUCCUUCUUAACCUAUUUGAACCCUAAAUCUAACAAGAGAAUGACUCAGACAUAUCAAACCAAUUCAUAAGCAUAAACUGAAUAAAAUGCAUAAAUAGAUCAAGGUUAGAAAUACUGGAGUUCCUAUACAAAUCUCUGAAAGAGUCUUGGAUCUUCUCUCUAAGUCUACUAAAAAUCCUAGGUGUUGUUUGCUGUGAAAAGUAGAAAGCAAAAAAGUGUGUGUUUCCUAGGAAAAUGGCAGAGCUCAUAAAUAUUAGAGAAAAUUACUAGAAUGUUACACAUUUUAUGGUUUAUUACUAGAAUGUUGUACAUCUUUGUUUUAUUACUAGAAUGUUUUCUCUUUCCUAGUAAUUUACAAUAAGGGGCUUUUGUUAUGUUUAUUUUCUGAAACUAAUUUUAAAGAUCAAAGCCACAUCAGUUAUUAAAAAUCCACAUCACAUCAGUUAUUUUCUGAAACCAAACCGUCUCUAUCACUAUCACUAUCAUACAUACGGUUUUGUCAAAAAAAAGAAAAGAAAAGAACACGAAGAACUGUGUUGUGUCGAAGAAGGAACCGCAAACCGAAAUCCUCUCACCCUUCGAAACCCUCGUCGACAUUGUUCUUUACUUCGUCGAACUCUCUCUAACUCUCUGUCGUUGAACUCUCUAUAACUCUCUGUCGUUGAACUCUGUCUCGUCGGAGUUUUUAGAAACCGUCGUCUGUACGAAAUCGCCUUCACCGCAUUCUCAUCAACGAGUUCAUCUUUUCCGAUGGAUGUUAGUCAAGUCGAACCACGUGAUUACCCUCCAAGACUUUACCCUUCUAACCUAGAAGGUAAAGAUAUCAAUCAUAAUUUCCGUGCAGGACAUUUCCCCCACAUUAAAGAAACAAUAGGACUCGAUGUGUGGGAAGAACUGGUGAACUCUCCCAUUGGAGUAGUUGCUAGUCUACUUUCACGCGAAAGCAUUUGGUCUGGUAGGACCGUACACUAUCUGCUAUGUAGACAGCUGCGAGUGCAUAAAAAGGAGAUAUGGUCUGUUGUGGUUGAUGAUGUUAUCAGGUUUAGCUUGCUCGAGUUUGGUGAGAUCACUGGGUUAAACACAGAUCCAUUGCCAACAGAAAGUUUUGAACCUGAUCAAUACAAAGAAUUUUGGGAGGAGUUGAAGGUGCCGCUUGGGAUGGGACCCAAGUAUGAUGAGCUGAAGGCAGCAUUAGAGUUCUGUCCUGGUUGGAGUUUUGAAAAGCGUAAGUGGUUGGGGAUGUUAUUUCUUCAAGCCAUGGGACUGUACUGUUUGCAUCACAAUUCAAGGAUACCCUUUCAAAGUGCAAUAAGGGUAUUCGACGAUGAAGCCAUGAGGUCGUAUCCAUCGGGUCGGACUGCAUACGAAGUUCUUGUUGACUCUCUGAAAACACUGUCUCCAGAUGGAAAGUCAUACACAGUAAGCAGCAUGAAGGACGUUUUAUUGGUUUGGGCGUAUGAGUCCAUCGUCUGUUUCGGUGAGAAGUUUGGGAGAGUGGUCAACAAUGAAGACGUUCCUCUUUUGCGAUGGGGUGGAAGGCGUACACGUUCAAGUUUUGAUACUGUCUUGUCUGACGAAAUCAAAGAUCAUGGCGAGGUCCGUUUGAGGAGAAUGGUUAUGAAGGAGUCAAUUGAAGAGAUGUUUCCUGUAUGGUCGGAUGAACCUGACGACCCACAACUCGUUAGGUUGGUAGAAGACAUACACGCAGGUAGAUACGUGAAAGGUUUCUGGGAAGUACAGAGGGAUGAGCAGGGGAAGGGGAAUGAGAAGAAGAAGAAGAAGAAAACGAAGGGAGUUUCAUCAGAAGCUGAGCCAUCAACAAAGAAGCAGAAGAAAGAAGCUGCUGAAACGAGAAAGGGUUCUAGCGAGGAGGAAGCUGUAUUGGACAAAGCGACUCUGACGAAUCUUGUGAGUGCUCUGCAGAAUAUUUCAGCAAAAUUUGACGCUUACGAUUUUGACCGGAACCGGCCAGUGAUGGACGAGAAGACCCUAGAUAACGUGGUGAAAGCUGUAGUGCAGCAGAGUCUGAAAGUUUUGGGGGAAAGGAAAAUUCCCGACAACGAUGCUAAACUCUCCUCCGCCGGCGUAGAAAAAUCUUUAUCGGUGACAUCAUCACCUCGUAGGAGGUCGCCACCGGAAAAGUCGGACAAAAGUCCAGUGGUAAAACCGCAGGCCCAGGAGGAGAAGUCUGUAAAAACUCCAGUGACAGAACCGCAGCAGCAGAAAAAGCCUGUCAAAAGUCCAGAGCCGCCGCGGCAGAAAGAGAAGGCUGUCAAAAGUCCGGUGCCGCCGCAGCGGAAGGAGAAGGCUGUCAAAAGUCCGGUGCCGGCGCAGCAGAAACAGCAGAAGUCAGUCAAAAGUCCAGCGUUAGCUGAGACCCCUGCAAAGAAGAAUUCGGAGCUUGAGAAGGAUACAGUGGUGAGAAGGAUUUUGGCUGAUGAUUUUAAUGAAAUUGAUUUCAUCAGUGUUUCUCCUGCAAAGAUUACUAAGGAUGCUAAGGAUGGUAAGGAUGCCAACGUUCCAGCCUAUGGACGCGGCUUACGGGGCAAGGCCAAGCGUACUGUUACUGUAAAGGAUGAGGCUAUCGAGGAUAAGAAAAAAGCACAGCGGGCAGAGGCUGCGUUGAAGAGGAAGGAGAAGCAAGAGGCUAAGAAAAAAGAGAACGAGGAGAAGAAACAGAAGAGAAAAGCGGCUGAGUUACAAAAGAAACAAGAGGCUGGGUUACAGAAGAAAAAGAAGGAAGACGAGGCUGAGUUACCGAAAAAAAAGAAGGAAAAAGAGGCUGAGUUACCGAAGAAGAAGAAAGAAGAAGAGGCUGAGUUACAGCGGUCUGAGGAAUGUGUUGUGACGAACGACGAAGUUCUUGCGGAAGAUAACGCAUUGGCGGCGAAGUCUGAUGUCGAGCCAGCUGAAUUGAUUAGAUCUUCCGUGAUAAAGAAAUUUCGGGAGAAAUCAGUUAAGUUAUCUCCACAAGGGUUUUCAUUGACGAACCUUGAUUCAGCACCAGUUUUUCCGUACAUUGGAGAAAAUGGACAGACGACUUGCAUGAGGAAGAACAUUACGCCUUCAUCAGCAAUAUACGACCCUUGCGCACCUGUUGAUCCGGCGCGACUGGAAAAACUGAAGCAACACAUUAAGGCAAUUCCACCCCAACCACCAGCACCUAAAGAUAAACCAGAAGAACUCUUAGCUGAUCAUGAGAGUGACUUCUACAGCAUACUCAUGCAUGAAAGACCGUGGCCUGACAAAGAAUAUGGAUGGGUGUUUGAUAAUGUAAGUCUUUAUUAAGGCUGACUUAUAUAUUCUAUAAAGGCUGACUUAUAUAUUUAAUUCAUUAUAUUACGGCUGACUUAUUAUUUUUCUUUGUCUAGCAUAUCGCUGCGUAUAUGAACGUCCUCAUACAAAGGUCCAUGCGAGAUCCCACUCCAUUCUGGUCCAAGCGGAUUGGUUUCAUAGACCCUUGGUUGUUAAGUUCUUGGGCUUACGAUUACAGGCAGUUCAGGAUGAAACCUGCUUCGUUCAAGUUCAAAGACAGUGGUUAUGAAGCGUUGGUAAACGGGAGAUUCCCCGAAGAAUUUACAACAAACUUGAAGUGGUAUGCAGAUGUGGAUCACGUGUACGGAUGUCUUCAAACCGGCGGUAAUCACUGGGUGGCGUUUCACGUGGAUCUGAUCAAGGAGAAGAUAGAUUGCUACGAUCCAAUCUAUGGAGAGUCAACACCCGAAAGUGAGCAAAAAAUGCUAAAUGCUUUUAGACCUCUACUGGAGAUGCUUCCCUGGAUGUUGAAUGAGCUUAUUCCUGCCGAUCUCCGAAAGCAUUCUAGGAAGAGGUUCGCAUUCAGACGGAGGAGCAAAAGAUACAUUCCACAAAACAACUUGUCAGGUGAUUGUGGGGUUUAUUCGUUGAAGUUUGUGGAGUGUCUAGCACUUGGUGUAUCUUUUGAUGGCAUAAACGAUAGUAAUAUUCAAGGGUUACGGAUGAAGAUGGCAGCAGAUAUCCUCGAGGAAGGAGGAAAUGUUGGAAUGAACAAUUUGUUGUCAAAAUGAAACUGUGUUUGUUUGUGAACCUGUGUUUGUUGUUAUGUUAACUAUUUGACUUUGGAUAUUAUAUGUCAGUCUUUUCGUUUUUAUAACCCAGCCCUGUCAUAGAUGAGUAACUAAGGCAAACCCCAAAUAGUCCCUAAAAACGAAAACUGCUGUAAUAACUCAGUUGUAUCGAUUAGUAAUACUCAGCCAGUACUCAUUGAUAACUCAGUCAUACCUCAAACAUACCCUAGAAUCAAAAUAAUUAAUAAUUUUUCAUUCGAAUGUUAUAUAUAAAGUCCAAUUAUCAAAAUAAUUAAUAAUAACUCAAUGUGUGAGCAUGAUCUUUGUUGACUAUACGAGUUUGGAAUCGAUUAUAAUCUUGAGGUAUAUGUUGUCUCUUACGAGUACCUAAAACUCUAGGCAGUGAUAUGAGGUGUGAGCAUGAUUCAAAACACGUAAACUGUUAUUGUGUUAUUUAUUAUGAAUUUGUGAUAUUUAUCAUAUCUUGUGGUUCGUACAUCAUAAAUCAUAACCCUAAACAAUCUUAUUCGGAACCCAAACCCUAAAUAACUAAACCCUAUACCCUAAACGGCAAACAACAAAUCAGCCGUAAAGGUUUUAAUAACUCAGCCUGUUAGUGUAAGUUAAUAUUUACAUAUGGCGCGAAAAUUUUAGAUAUUUUAUCUCGCGACCUUUGAUGUUCUAUACUUCCCCUAUAUAUAGCCCCCUUCUCUUGCACCUUCUCGCCUUAUCUCACUAGAAAACCUAAACAAUAUCUCUAUAUCGCCUUACAAAGUUAUGAUUGUUCCUGGUUAUUCAGAAAGGUUAGAGAACAGAGUCAAUGAGAUACUAAACUCUGAAAAUCGUGAAAACCUUCCCGUUCUAUACCCUGGCCCGGGUGUCUUGCUUGACCAAACCAGCGUAAUCUGGUUUAAAUUUCUAAGCGAUCUCUCCCUGGCCAUCCCGUCGAUUUUAGCAGAAGGAUGGGUUCAUGAUUGGCCGACAUGGCGCGCCAUUCCCGAUCAUUUUAAGGAACGCUGGUUUCUUCAACUCGCUCGCAAACGCACGUGGGCACGAAGAUAUAAUUUUCAAGUUUGGACAAAUUUUAAUCUGGUGGCCAGAACGGUGUUUCGUUGUCAGAUGCGCCUCUUGAAGAGGAGGUGGGCACAUGGGGGUGAGAAGCCUGCGUGGAUGCUAACUAGAGUUUGGCGUGAUCUUGUCCACAUGUUUGAAGAAUUUGGUCCUGAUAAUUUUGGUGUUAGAAAUUGAUUUGUUGUUUUUGUUUGUAUUCAGCCGUCAAGGUUUUGUAAAGUUGUUUAACUCAGCCGUUAAGUUUAUAUAAAGUUGUUUAACUCAGCCAUUAAGUUUCUAUUAAGUUGUUUAACUCAGCCGUUAAGUUUCUAUAAAGUUGUUUAACUCAGCCGUUAAGUUUCUAUAAAGUUGUUUAACUCAGCUGUUAAGUUUUUAUAAAGUUGUUUAACUCAGCCAUUAAGUUUCUAUAAAGUUGUUUAACUCAGUCGUUAAGUUUCUACAAAGUUGUUUAACUCAGCCGUUAAGGUUUUAUAAAGUUGUUUAACUCAGCCGGAAUUGUUUGCGAAUUAAGAUACUAAUAUUGUAAAAAUUGUAAUACGAAUUAAGAUACUAAUAACUCAGCCUUAUAUUGUAAAAAUACAAAGCCAUAGUUAACGCUAUUUUCAAUGUAUUAUUAUGGCCGCCAUUACAUAAUCGAGACCAUUAUUAGAGUCCUUUAUUCUCUUAUUAUUAUACGUGCGAGAAAUUCCAUCGUCAUUGAGAAUAUCGAGACUCAUUAUUAUACGGCUAGCACGCAUGUAUCGGAUACGGCUCAAACCUAAUAUCGAGGUUUAACACAGCCGUAAUACGAAUUCAACUUAAGUGUUUGAUAAAAUAAUAAAGAAUCUUUCGUAUUUCUUGAUUUGAUUGAGUUCUGUAAUAAUUAAAGUGCAUCAAGUGUGUGGAAAAAUACGGCUCAAACCUAAUAUCGAGGCAUUUAAUAGUUUAUUAAUUUAAAUUAUUCCUCUUUAUUUGAAUUUAAAAAAAAAAUGAUUUUAUAUUACUACCACUAUUGUUUUAACUUUGUCUUUCACACCAAUUUCUCUUUCAUUCAAAGAAAAUGUCUUCUUCAUCAUCUGUGUCUGGUAACACUUACUUUCACCGCCGGCAUGUGGAAAGAGGAACGCCGAAACAGUGUUGGUGUGGUGAACCCGCUGAAUUAUGUACAUCUGCAUCACGGGCUAAUCCAGGAAGACUGUACUAUUGCUGUCGCAAAGGAUAUAUUAAGGUUUGAUUUUUAAUUUUAUUCAUUAUACUGUCAAUGUGAUACUAAGAGCUGGGCAUGUUGGUGAAAUCAGAGACAUUUAUUCAAAUGGGCGGACGAGUGCUUGGUGGAAGAGGUAGAAGAUAUGAAAUCGAUGAUGAGUGACAUGACCAAAGGCAUAUCAGAUCUGAGAGUAGACGUUGGUCGGUUGGAGAAAGAACUCGGUAAAGCGGAAAAGAUGAAGUGUUUGAUGAAUAAAUGAGAAUAACUCAGCCAUAAGAUGAAAAUAAGUCAGCCAUAAGAUGAAAAUAACUCAGCCAUAAGAUGAAAAUAACUCAGCCAUAAGAUGAAAAUAAGUCAGCCAUAAGAUGAAAAUAACUCAGCCAUAAGAUGAAAAUAAGUCAGCCAUAAGAUGAAAAUAACUCAGCCAUAAGAAAAUAAGUCAGCCAUAAAAACAGAAUAUAUAAUUUUUUUGUUCGACAUACAUAAUGGCAUAG